This is a messenger RNA of Didymella exigua CBS 183.55, 1197 nucleotides long. RefSeq lists its product as uncharacterized. The transcript has 2 exons. Bases 348 to 953 code for a protein of 201 amino acids. The record is from RefSeq and is a predicted model, not a curated record. NCBI's taxonomy places the organism in Eukaryota, Fungi, Ascomycota, Dothideomycetes, Pleosporales, Didymellaceae.
CACUGGACCUCAACUACGGAUGGAGCCCGGCUGCAGCACCCCAGCCAUCCAUGCAUCACGCACUACCACGCUGCCGUGCAGCGUGUAGGUCCACUAUGAAGGCGCACUGCGCUGCCGCCGCGCUUUCUUCGCCAUCACCGAGAGCAGCUGCUCUCCUCAUUCCCCGAGCAGCUGCAGUGAGGACGGAUCCGGCGUGCGCGGUGUGAUAAGAAGCGUAGCUGCAUGGACAACACAACAGGACUGUGAUACGAUUCCAGAUCGAGGCUAUCGCAUCGGUGCUUAUUGACUGACUUGGAUAUCGCGGUAUAGCAGGUUUAGCAGAGUAUUGCUGCAGUCACUCGCUCAAGAUGGAGAACACAGCUCAGAAUGCAUAUUCCGAGCCGCUAUGCUCAAGACCAGAGCUAUUCUGGCGUCCUCAAACGCCGCAACAAACAACAUCGCCUACUUCAGCAUGCUCAGAAGCUACCGUCAGGCCGCACCAAAUCGAGCCACCAGCAUAUACGAGUGCGCCAUACCUCGAUAGUCCACUAUCGCAACACUGCGAAAGCUCGCCAACAAAUGCAAGCCCAAUAUCACCUACAGGAUACCAGCAAUCGCUUACCUUCCAAAUCUACUCACCCGCCGCCGACCUCGCACCCUUGAGUCGUUCUUCUUACUCAGAUGAUGGGGAUGGGGAGGAAGACAGGAAUGUUCCGCUGGCGCAGUUCCUACUCUACCCCUGCGAUGCGCCGCCGGCGUACUCGACUGUCGUACGGCAAUCAUACCGCGAGACGUUUCUACAACAUAUACCGCGACACCCUGUGAUUGUGGAUCUGGAUGAGGAGGCUGCGCUUGAGAUGAUGCGCGCAGAUGAUGUGAGUUUCACGAUUGAACGGGUGGUGGCCAUGGCUGCAGUGAUAGCGUUGCUGCUGCUCACUGGAAUAUGGGUGGGGCUUGUGUUCAUUAGGAGGUGAAGAGGCCAAGUGGACGGUGUGCAAACGCGGUUCCUGGAAGGAGAAGGGCGAAGUCUACUGAACGAGGAAGGGCUUGCAUAAUCCAAUGGGCAUUGUGUGAUGGAUACUGGAUAGGUUUGGAGAAGAACUUCACGUUGGAUACAGGGAAGGAUCGGGCUGGAUGGGUUGGAUGUGCGAUUACAAUGAUACCUCAACAGCGACAAAUCUACAGCAACAAAUUUAAGCGAUUAGCUGCAGGCCAGAG